UUUUUAAAUUUUAUAGGUGCAUGCUUUGCAAUUAUUUGCUUCUAAUAUCGUUAGAUGGGUUUGCAUGGAAUUAUUUAGAUAGAUUUGGCAUCGAUAAUUUUCCAAAUUUUAAAAGCAUAUCGUAUAAUGGAGUAAAAGCCAAAUAUGUUCAAAAUCUAUUCCUAACAAAAACAUUUCCUAGCCAUUUUUCCAUUGUAACAGGAUUAUUUCCUGAAAGUCAUGGAAUAGUAAAUAAUCGUAUGUAUGAUCCAAAUUUUAAAAGCUAUUUUAAACCAUCUAAUAUAGAGACUAGAUGGUGGGAUAAUGGUGCUGAACCUAUAUGGGUAACUAACCAAAAAGGAAAUCAUAAUUUAUCUUGCAAUUUUAGAAGUAAAAUUGUAAUGUGGCCAGGGAGUGAGGUUAAAAUCAAAGGAAUUUAUCCUACUUUAUAUACUAAAUAUUCUGAUAAAAUGAUGUUAAAGCAAAAAAUUAAUAUGAUAAUAUCAUCAUUUGCAUCAAACAAAGACAAAAUUAAUCUUGGGUUAAUUUAUCAUUAUCAACCCGAUCUGGUAGGUCAUAUAUAUGGGCCUGAAUCUAGAGAAGUUUUUAAUAUGUUAAAAAGUAUAGACAGUGAUAUUGGUUAUUUAUUCAAUGAACUGGAAGCAAAAAAAUUAUUAGAUCAUAUUGAUAUUAUAAUUACAAGUGAUCAUGGAAUGACUAAUAUUCAUUCAAAUCAAUAUGUAAUUCUAUCAGAUAUUAUGGAUUUAAAGGACUUUAUAAUUGUUGGCUCAUCUCCUGUCUGGAAUAUAUUUUCUAACAAUACUAAAAAGAUCAAUCUUCUCCAUAACAUUUUAAAUGCCACUAAGUAUCAAGAUAAAUUACAAGUUUACAAAAAAAAUAAUAUUCCCUUAAGAUGGCACUACAAAAACAAUAUUAGAAUAGGGGAUCUUAUUAUAAUUGGACAACCAGGUUAUAUAGUAGCAUUAAAUAAAGAGGAUCGGAGUUUGCUUAUCAAAGGUAAUCAUGGGUUUGAUAAUUCUCAUCCCGACAGCUGGCCAAUAUUUUUUGCUCAAGGUCCUUCUUUCAAAUCCGGGUUCCAAACUGAUUCGAUCAAUAGCAUUGAUAUAUAUGAGCUGAUGUGUCACAUUUUGAAAAUCACGCCAGCACCUAAUAAUGGUUCGUUGGCCAACAUUCGGCAUAUUUUAUCACCAGAUAAGUCUGAAUCUUUUGUCCACGUUCUAAACAAGUUAGAAUACAAAUCAGGUUCCAAUCUGCUCAAACUUCCGCCUAUCAUGUUCACAUUUACAGUCACAAUCUGGAUGUACAAGGCUCAUUAUACUAAUAUUUAUUUGAUCUAAUAUAUUAAUUCUGAAAUCUUUUUUAACCAAUCAUUUAAUUAUGGCAAUUAUAAAAAAUUUGAUAUAUCGACAAUAAAACGGUUAUUUUUAAAAAUUUAUACAUAUUUUUUAAUUAACCUUGAAUUAUUUAUGUCAAAUUUUUUUAAAACAUUUAAUUAUGAAUAUUUUAUUAUGUAAAAUAUCAAAAUAAAUACAAUCAGUUUUUACAAUAUUUUUUUUAUAUAAUGGAUAGAUGGAUAUUAUUUUAUUGUUAUAAUAUUUUAUAUAUUUAUUAUAUAUGGUUUUUAAAUUUUAUUUUAUUAAAGUUUUUAUAUAGUUUUAUAUGUAUAUUUUUUUAAUAUAUAUAUAUAUAUAGUUUAUAAAUAUUAAUAUAUAGUAAUUAAUAGAUGAUAUAUAUUUCGCUCAAUAAAAAUCAUUUUUGAUUUUUUAAUCAACUUCUAAGGAAUGUAUGUAAAUUAAAAUACAACUAAAUCUGUAAAAUUCCUUAUAAAAAUAUGUGUAUUUUAUUCCUAUACAUAAUUUUAAAAAUAUAUAUUCCGCAUGGAUAAUUAAUUUAUUUUUAAAGCAGACGAUUUAAAAUAAAUAUUUUGGUAAUUUCUUCAAUUUGAUAAUUGUAUAAAUUAGAUUUGUGAAGGUAUCAAAUAUUUAUUUUUUCUAUAUUAUAGUCUUAUAGCAAUAUCUAAUUUUAUUUUAAUUAUACACUAAAAAUUUUAUAAUUUACAUUUUAUUUUAUUAGAAAUAUUUAUUUGGAGAAAUUGUUUAUCAAAUAAAAAUUUAAUCAUGAA
Molecule: messenger RNA, 2122 nt
Organism: Gordionus sp. m RMFG-2023
Lineage: Eukaryota; Metazoa; Nematomorpha; Gordioida; Chordodea; Parachordodidae
Product: ectonucleotide pyrophosphatase/phosphodiesterase family member 5-like
Exons: 4
Coding region: 21-1337 (438 amino acids)
Source: RefSeq, a predicted model, not a curated record